This is a messenger RNA of Cyprinodon tularosa, 3975 nucleotides long. Its product is annotated as sodium/calcium exchanger 1-like. Gene Ontology annotation, biological process: calcium ion import across plasma membrane; sodium ion transmembrane transport; cell communication. Gene Ontology annotation, cellular component: sarcolemma; postsynapse; axon. Gene Ontology annotation, molecular function: calcium:sodium antiporter activity. Bases 51 to 2903 code for a protein of 950 amino acids. The transcript has 7 exons. The record is from RefSeq and is a predicted model, not a curated record. Lineage: Eukaryota; Metazoa; Chordata; Actinopteri; Cyprinodontiformes; Cyprinodontidae.
GGUACUGUCUAAGGACUUUCAAAUGUGACAUAUUACCAAUCCAACAUUAGAUGACUCCAAAUAUGAUCAUGUCUUCACACAAGUGCUCCAUAAUUUUACUCCGGCCCGCCACUCCAUGGAUGUUUAUCACCUUUUUAUUGGUUCUUCUUCCUGGAGUCACUCAUCUCUCCCACGGCAGCUCGAGCCAUGAAGACAUCAGCGACGCCCCGAAAAACUGCUCCAGCGAGGACAAUUGUUCGGAGGGAGUGGUGCUGCCAAUGUGGAACCCACAGAACCCUGCGGUCGGCGACAAGGUGGCCCGCGCCAUUGUAUACUUUGCGGCUCUCAUAUACAUGUUCCUAGGUAUGUCCAUCAUCGCAGACCGUUUCAUGUCGUCUAUCGAGGUCAUCACCUCUCAAGAAAAGGAGAUCACCAUCAAAAAGGCGAAUGGUGAAACGACGACGACCACUGUGCGCAUAUGGAAUGAGACCGUAUCGAACCUGACCUUGAUGGCUCUGGGUUCCUCAGCACCAGAGAUCCUGCUCUCUGUUAUUGAAGUAGUCGGUCAUAACUUUGAAGCUGGAUCUCUGGGGCCUAGCACCAUCGUGGGCAGUGCAGCAUUCAACAUGUUCAUCAUUAUCGCCAUUUGUGUCCACGUGGUGCCAGAAAGUGAGACCCGCAAGAUAAAACACCUGAGGGUGUUCUUUGUCACUGCUGCCUGGAGCGUGUUUGCUUACAUCUGGCUGUACCUCAUCCUGUCUGUGUUCUCUCCUGGAGAGGUAGAGGUUUGGGAGGCAGUCCUUACCUUCCUAUUCUUCCCCAUCUGUGUUCUGCAAGCCUGGAUUGCAGACCGCCGCCUGCUCUUCUACAAGUACGUCCACAAACGUUACCGGGCAGACAAGACCCGUGGCAUCAUCAUUGAAUCUGAAGGUGAUGCCAUGUUUACUAAAAUGGACCUGGAGAUGGAUGGACAGGGUGCGAACUCACACAACAAGGAUGCUCUGGAUGGGAUGUUGGAGGGGGUGGAGGAGGGUGGAGGCAUGAGCGCAGAGCAAGACCAGGAGGAGGAGGCUCGUCGGGAGAUGGCACGCACCCUGAAAGAUUUAAAACAAAGGCAUCCAGACAAAGAUAUGGAGCAGCUGAUAGAGAUGGCCAACUACCAAGUGCUGGUCCAGCAGCAGAAGAGCCGGGCCUUCUAUCGUAUUCAGGCCACACGCAUGAUGAUUGGAGCAGGGAACAUUCUGAAAAAACAUGCUGCUGACCAGGCCAGGAAGGUGGUGAGCUGUCAUGAGGCUAGCGGGCAGGAGGAAGAUCCCAACACCAUUUACCUGCAGUUUGACCCCUCUCACUACCAGUGCUUUGAGAACUGUGGUUCCCUGAAGUUGACGGUCAGUCGCCAUGGAGGAGAGGCUGGCUGCACAGUUAAGGUGGACUACAGGACUGAGGAUGCCACAGCCACUGCAGGCUCAGACUACGAGUUUGCUGAGGGCACGUUGGUCUUCAAGCCUGGCGAGACUACCAAAGACUUCACCGUAGGAGUCAUAGACGAUGACAUCUUUGAGGAGGAUGAGCACUUCUACGUGCGCCUCAGUAAUCCCCGUAUUGUCCACCGGGCUGAGGUCUCCAUCCUGGAGCCCAACUCCAUCACCUCCAGCAACAGCACCGUUGGCAUCUCCUCACACGUUCCUCCGAAGGCCGCCCUAGGGAACGCUCCAGUCGCCACAGUCACCAUCUACGAUGACGACCAUGCUGGCAUUUUCACGUUUGAGAGCAGCUCCACCAGGGUGAGCGAGAGCGUCGGCAACAUGCAGGUAAAGGUGCACAGGACGUCCGGGGCCCGGGGGAAGGUGGCUGUGCCUUACCAUACCGUCGAGGGCACCGCCAAAGCUGGGGAGGACUAUGAAGAGGUCUCCGGAAAGCUGGAGUUUCAGAACGAUGAGACCAUGAAGCUGCUAAAUGUGAAGAUCAUUGAUGAUGAGGAAUAUGAGAAAAACAAGACAUUUACGAUUGUUUUGGAAGAACCGAUCCUGCUGGAGGUUGGACAGAGACAUGGGGACACAAAUGAUAAUAAAACAGCAGUGGGACCAGAGGACGUGUCAAAGAUGGGCUGCCCCAUUCUAGGAGAGCACACUAAGCUGGAGGUGAUCAUCGAGGAAUCGUACGAGUUCAAGAGCACAGUGGACAAGCUCAUCAAGAAGACCAACCUGGCCCUGGUGGUGGGGAGCAGCAGCUGGAGGGAGCAGUUUGUCAGUGCUGUAACUGUCAGCGCAGGUGAUGAUGAUGAAGAGGAGAGUGGGGAAGAACGAUUGCCCUCCUGCUUCGAUUACAUCAUGCACUUCCUGACAGUUUUCUGGAAAGUUCUCUUUGCUUUUGUCCCUCCAACUGAGUACUGGAACGGCUGGGCCUGCUUCUUUGUCUCCAUUUCUCUUAUCGGCGUUCUGACAGCUGUGACGGGCGAUCUGGCCUCACAUUUCGGAUGCACCGUUGGUCUGAAAGACUCGGUCACCGCUGUGGUGUUUGUUGCUCUUGGCACCUCUGUUCCAGACACAUUUGCAAGUAAAGUGGCUGCCAUUCAGGACCAGUAUGCCGACGCCUCUAUUGGGAAUGUGACAGGCAGCAAUGCUGUGAAUGUAUUCCUGGGCAUCGGGGUGGCAUGGACCAUCGCCGCUGUUUACUGGAACACGAAAGGUCAGACAUUCAAGGUGAACCCUGGCUCGCUAGCCUUCUCCGUCACCCUCUUCACCAUCAUGGCGCUGGUGUGUGUGCUCGUGCUGCUCUACCGCAGGCGCCCCAGUGUUUCAGGCGGUGAGCUCGGGGGCCCACGGACAGCCAAGCUACUCACUUUCUUUUUUUUCAUCUCCCUCUGGUUCAUCUACAUCCUGCUGUCCUCCUUAGAGGCGUACUGCCAUGUGCCGGGGUUCUAAAUGCAAGGCAAAAGUAAAGACAUGACCCCUCUUCUUGUUUUUACAGUUUACAGGUUUCUCACUGUUUUUGUCAAUUUUCACAAGAUUUCUAACUAUUUGUAUCAUCAGUAUUAUUGAUACGGCACAAAAUCUAAAUAAUUAUGUAUUUAAGGACUUUGGGACUUUGUUACCACUGAUAAUGCUGUGAAAGCUAGCUUUAGCCUCUGAAACUACUCUUAUCUACUUUUUCUUUUUGUGCUCUUAAGUACUUUAAUUUGUAGAAGAUAUAUACAGUACUGUGAAAAUGUAUUUACCCCCUUACAUGUUUCCUCUAAUUUUGUCACUUGUGUUUUAGAUCUGAAAAUAUUUUUUAAUAUCACACCAAGAUAAUAUAAAAAGUAGUUUUUAUAAUGAUGGUUUUACUUACAUGUUAAAGGAAAAUGCUUUUAAAACCAAUGAAAAAGUAAUUGGCACCUAAACCUAAUAACUUGCUAUCUAACCACCACCAGUGACAAUAACUCUGCAAGAGUUUGCAGUGCUUAUGAGUCUUUUAAAUUGCUGGUGAGGAAGGGCUGUCAGACCUGAUUAAGCUCAUGCUACUUAAUUCUAAUAAAUUUUAGGUCCAGGCUUUAACAUGGCCUUUCUUUACUUAACUUUUUUCUUUUACGUAUUUGUUUAAAUCCUUCAAAGGUUUGCCUACUGCUAUUUUUUAGAUGGCUCCUUUAAGUAGAUAUCUACAACUGUAAAUCCUCCCCACCCACACGUGGCACAGUCACCACUCUCGUUCCAAUCUUCAAUUGUACUGUUGGUCAGCAGGUUGCCAGGUCUGCCAACUACCAACCGUAAGCUGAGAGGAAAAAUGUCAAGUUGGGAGCCUUUCACGGUAUAUCAAUUGUUCAUUAAAAGCCUCUUAUUGUUUCUAUAUAAUACUAUUAUUCAGUGGAACAAUCUUUUUGUGAAACACGUCAGUUCCCUUGGAUGAGUUAAACGCAGAUAAGUAAUUUCCAAGUUUUGAUUAAUGAAGAAAAUCAUUGUUAGUGAAAAACUAAUAACACAUCAGAGUAAUUUCACACUAGGUUGCUUGCAAAAGAAC